GACGACGACGACGUCGAUGGCCUCCCCCUCCCCCUCCUCCUCCUCCUCCUCCCGCAGCGAGAGCGAGCGCGAGCGAGAGCGAGAGCGUGAGGUGAAAGAAGGGAAGGCCGCGAGAGCGAUUGGUAGCCAGGCCACGAGACGAGCUCGUUUUUCGUACUCGCUUUUCUCGCGCGCGGGCGGGCCUCCUCUCCCCGUAGAGUAGUAGUGGUAGACUUGGCUGUCGAUUCGCGUUGAACGACUGUUGCUGCUGCUGCUGCCGCUGCCGCUGCUCCUGCUCCUGCUCCUGCUGCGGCUCUUGUCGUCGGUCGUCCGUCGCCAAUUAGCUUUUUGGAGGCGUGGAACAGAGUGGACGGAUUGGCAGGCAGAAGGGAGGGAGGAAGGUAGGGAGGGAAGGAGCGAAGGAGAGAGGGUGUGAGAGAGGGAGGGAGGGAUAUGAUGACCGACAUCUGAUAAUUUCGCUUUGUUGUUCGCGCCUCGUCGCCUCCGGAAGCGAUCAGCUCUUUAGAUUCAGGGGAGGGAUGUCCGAGAGAAAUUAAAUGUUUGCUUGCUCGCUUUCUAGCGCGCGGCUGUGUGCACAUUUUGGUCGGUAAUUUCUUGUUUCCGAGCGGAGAAUUGUUGGGCGCGGAGGGUGGAAUUUGCAUUCCAGUCGCACUCCUGACUUCUUAUUGCGGAGGCGGUGAGUCCUGUCUGAUGAUACGCUCGUUUCGGGAAACUCGCGUUGAAUUGCAGUGAAGCGGAGGGAUACCAUUAUCGGGGUUACAUUGGCUUCUGGAGAUUUAGCUGCUGCGAAGUUGAGAAUUUUUGCAGACUGCAACUCGGACGCCAAUCUGAUCUGCAAACUUCUUCGGACUACAAGUUGGGCCCGUGGACAACGCAUAAACGAGGGUCGAGGAGGCUUAGUUAUGCUGCUGAAAUAUGUGCACGGUUUUCUGCAAAGUUAACUGGACAAAGUACGAUUAGAAUGGUGAUCGUCAGUCGUGGUAAUUUCAAGGUUUCCAUGCGCUGACUUGUCGCAAGACUUGAAAGAAUAUCGUAACUGGGUGAAAUUACCUGAAAGGUGGAAAUGUGUUCCGAAGCAUCCCUUUCAACUGAAUCUAUUGGCUCCAAUGUGCUGACCACAUUUCAAAGUUACUUUUGCGGUGACGCUGAUGGACACAGUAUUGCAACUAUUAUCUUGCUAAGGAGGCCAAGUUCAUGUGAGCAAGGACUACCGCAGCCCCCCUUGUCAAGUGUGUAACAACAUACAAGUUCCGAAGAGUUUGGUCCUGGACAUUUCCACAUCAUUUGAACACUUACUUAUCAGUUCCAGUUGGAGCCUGGUGCGGGGGAUGGUCUUUGAGGGUGAACGAAGCUUUCGAUGGUGGUAUUGUAGAGUUUUGUGGAACUAAGCGAGGGGUUCUUGGAAGCUGUAUGCCGGGCUCACUGUUUUGUGAUCAUCCUGCCCCGAAUUUGUCAGAGGGUUGGUACGACACGGAGGACUCAAUCAGUUAUUGGAAACCUAGUCCUACGCUGAAGCUUGUGUUGAGUUUGUAUUCUACUCCUGAACAAUACAUUAUUCCAACUCAAAGGGAGUAGUUGAUGAGUCAAAAGAGUUAUUCCACUUUUGAGUAGCUCGUUUGGAGUCUAUUCAGUCCGUACCUCGUCCAUGCGUGGAUUGUGACUUGUCCAUGCCUUGUUACGAAGCGGGCUGAUAGAUGGUGAAGAGUGUGCAGUUUGGAGGUGGCGGCGGAUGGGCCGUUGAGCCCUCGGAAGACAUGUACUCUCAUCACGUUCAGAGUUCCUGGAUUCCUACUGUCGAUGGUAGGAAAAGAUUUCAUCGCGAUGUUACGUUGAAGAGUUCCUCUCCAAUCGUUCAGAGAGAGCAGGUGUCAGAAAUGACAGGAGGACCUCAACUACAGGAUAUGUUAGCUCUUCCUCUAUCUGGAGGAUGGAACGAACAAAUGCUAUCCGAUGUGUUGCAUGUUCCUACACAAUCUCAGCCAUUUGAGGUGAAAAGUCAGCACGUGACGAACAAUUCUGAGAGAUCAAUGCAGUCCGAAGAUUUGAAUACGGUCAUGGCCGACCGUCCAAUGAGGAUGUACAUGGAGCACGAUGUUCCGGGAUUAGCUGCCCGUUUAUUGCUCACAGAUGAUAACAGCAAUGAGGGAGGCAAUGUGGUCCAUCAUAAGAUCACGAACGAAGUUUCAAAUGAUUUCACUCUCGUGAAGGACUGGGAUCCUCGGAGCAGUAUGACCGAUUACCUUGGCGAGAAGGUCUUGAGGAACCAGAAGAAUGUGUAUGCAGCAGAGACGAGCAACGCCAAUGAUCGGAAUUUGUGGACGCCAUUUCUUCCAGAAGCCAGCGUUCCAUCCGCAAGGUCUGUACGUUCUGAAGGAAGACACUCGGAGAUUGAAGUGAAGAUGGAUCAAAGUUGUCACGGGGAGAUCCCUAACUUAAUUCCUGAUAGGAAUGGGCACAUGCAGGGCAUAAGACAGGCGGUGCCUUCUUUAGGUGGUCAUGCCGUUCGAAUAGGGGAGAUCAACCAACAUAAAGCUUUUGCGGAUUCAUCUCAGCUGCCUGGAUUUCUCAGGAGGAACGGGUUUUUCGACUCCAAGUCUCCUCUUUUGUCCAGCAUCAAUUUUCUACAAGAUGAGAGUAUGCAAACUGCGACGUUUCUGUCGGAAGCAGGCUUGUUAACCUCCGAGACACAGAAUUCUCAGAACUCUAAGAUCCCAUUUCAUACUGGAACAGAGCUGGGCAAUUUUACGGGGAGGAGUGUAGAAACACUUUCAACUCCUCGUGCAGUUGCUGUAUCUGCCAUUCAGCCUGAGGAGCUCUCUUUGCAAGUGCCAACAGCUUCCCCUUUAAGUAUGCUUCCAACGGCUACCAAAUUUAACUUGUUUGGUGGAUCAAAUCAAUCAUCACAAGUGCCUCGUGUCCCGCUACAUCUAACUCCAUCUUUGCAACAUCCUCCACAGCCGAUGGAACAGAUGGUAGGAGUCCAACAAUCCUUCAGAAUCUCAAGUCCGAUUCAAAAUGGCUGCUUGCCUCCGAGUCCCGGUUUCCAAGAAAAUUUGCAGACUAAGCUGAUCAGUGACAUUGGGCAAAGCAGAGAGGAACAACUGCAUAAUAGUAGCUGGCAACACGUUAUUAGUGGUUUGGAUCAAGGAGCCGUCUAUAAGCAGCCACAGCAAAGUCUGUCUCAGGGAUUACCACCCGAUCUGGAUAUCCAUGGUGGGAGCUUUGAUGGAAAUGGCGUCCCACCAGACUGGAUUUCUAAUGAGGCUCUAGUGAUACAGCAGCUCCAGGCAACCAUGCUACAGUUGGAUGUAGGAACAAGAAUGUGCAUCCGAGAUGCAUUGUACAGGUUGGCCAAAAGUGCGAAAGAAAGGAGAAGCUGUAGAACACACAAUGGACACCGGGAUCUGGCCGAAGCAGACAAUGCGACUGUCAGUUCUUCUAUCACUGGAGAUGAACCUUGUGACGAUUCCAGGUGCGAGUCUGAGAAACAAACCAAUCACGUAGAUAGGUCUAUAGCAAGUCUGCUAUUCAAUACAGGACCCGUUUUAAAGUAUGGGCUGCCGCCAGCUUACAAAUUCCGGUCAGUUUCGCAGCCUCAAUCCGGCGUUCAAACCGGUCCUUGGCUGUGGCCGUCAACAUGUGUGAUAGGCAACAAUUGUGCGUCCUCUUCUGGAAAGUACGCCGAAUCUCCUGGAGCAGCUAAGGUACUGUCUGGUGACCACUUGAACAACCAUUGGGCUGCCUUGCUUCUAGUAACUGGUUUCAGAGCUCCAAAUGAAGCUGCGAUUGGCUCUCGCGUGGAUCAGGAUAGCUACUUGCGCGUCGAGAAGUCAGUGUCUCCUGAUAACUACCAACGUCUUGAGAUGCAAGCAGACAGGUUGAACAUGCCUCUCUCGUCUGCCAUGCGAUCUUCUGCCCUUGUCUCAGGUAAUGAGACCAUGAAGUUUGACAGUUCAGCUGCUCCUUCUCGAUGUUCUAUGAUCCCUGAAGGUAUGAGACAGGAAGGAGAUGCGAGAGGACAGGAACUUAGAGAAGUAGGCUCAAAACGAGACCAGGGAUUUGUAGGUGGAUCUAGUUUAGUCGAUGUUAACUACCAAUCUGCAGUGAUGAGUUACAGAGAAGAUGUGGGUAAUGAAGUAGCGGCAGUUGCCCCUAGUUUGCAGGAAGAAGGUAGAGUUGAAAACAUAUUCUUUGACGGAGGGAACUUUCAGUCCAAAUUUUCUUCAGAAAGUGGAUCCGGUCAGUUCGCAAAUGCAGAUGGAUUUGCCCACAUGACCGCGAGGAACGGAUGCCACAUGUUUGGCGGUGAUAUGAAUAGCUUAAGAGCGCCUCACAGGAAUCAACUUUCUGGAAAGGAGGAACUGGACAUGGAGGGACUGUGGCAUACUUAGUUAGAACCCUCCGGGAACUUUCUCUUCAUUGACAAGUCAAAUAGUUCCCGGUUAUCAUUUAAACCUCUUCUCUAUCAUCUAUCGAAGUUGACGACCUUAGGCCUCAAUCCCCAUAGCCUGCUUCCGGCUCAAGAAGGUUUUCUGAGUUAAAUCCUCUUCAUAGUACUGACUUGUGUCACCUCAGUGGUUGAAGCACUGCACUUUGCACCAGAGUUAUAGUCGAAGAGUCGAAGCCUCAAGCCCCUUCCGAGCUCAUUUUUUAAUUAAGAGUGGAACCCACAAACCUUCUGACGUCGUGUGGGAACAUGGAAAGAUACUGAAGAUAAAACCUUACAACAGGAUUCUGUAGACAUAAGGAGGUAAUGCAGAGGUACUCGUGCUUCACAAGUAGUAGCAUCUGUACAUUAAGCAGGUAGAAAUUACAUGUUGUAUGAGGGUCUAAUGCAAUUAUAUUGAAUAUGAAGUUGGCAAUUGCUCUCCGAAAGAUGGAGAUUAUCUGUUUAA
Molecule: messenger RNA, 4895 nt
Organism: Marchantia polymorpha subsp. ruderalis
Lineage: Eukaryota; Viridiplantae; Streptophyta; Marchantiopsida; Marchantiales; Marchantiaceae
Source: the annotation of a GenBank genome assembly